GUAGUAACAGGAUGAGAAAGUGCGAGACUUCCUGUUAUGCGUGUGUGACAGCUGGUGAUAAGUGCAGGGCCCUUACACAGGAAAUCCGCUCAGCUUCUGCAAUGUGACCUGCCUGAAACUUGGGCGCUUCUCCAGUCUGGAUGUUGAUGGCAGGACAAAGGGGCAUCUGGGCUAUGGGUGACGUGGUGGAGAAGAGUUUGGAAGAGCCACUGGCACCUCCUGCGGACGAACCCUCCCAGAAGAGGGGAGACCUGGUGGAAAUCUUAAACGGUGAUAAGGCAAAAUUUGACGACACGGGACUCUCCUUGAUUCUGCAGAACGGCCUGGAGACCCUCCGCGUGGAGAACGCUCUGACAGAUGUCAUCUUGUGUGUGGACAUCCAGGAAUUCUCCUGCCACCGCGUGGUGCUUGCUGCGGCCAGCAACUAUUUCAGGGCCAUGUUCUGCAAUGACUUAAAGGAAAAGUAUGAGAAGAGGAUCAUUAUCAAAGGAGUCGAUGCCGAGACCAUGCACACUCUCCUGGACUACACCUACACCAGCAAGGCGCUGAUCACCAAGCAGAACGUCCAGCGGGUCCUGGAAGCUGCUAACCUCUUCCAGUUCCUGCGGAUGGUGGAUGCCUGUGCCAGCUUCCUCACCGAAGCCUUGAACCCAGAAAACUGUGUCGGGAUACUGAGGCUGGCGGACACGCACUCCUUGGACAGCCUAAAGAAACAGGUCCAGAGUUACAUCAUCCAAAACUUUGUGCAGAUCCUGAACGCCGAGGAGUUCCUGGAACUUCCCGUGGACACUCUGUACCACAUCCUGAAGAGCGACGACCUGUAUGUGACGGAGGAGGCUCAGGUGUUCGAGACGGUGAUGAGCUGGGUCCGGCACAAGCAGUCGGAGCGGCUCUGCCUGCUGCCCUACAUCCUGGAGUUCGUGCGCCUGCCGCUGCUGGACCCCUGGUACUUCGUGGAGACGGUGGAGGCAGAUCCUCUCAUCAGGCAGUGCCCGGAGGUCUUCCCGCUGCUCCAGGAAGCCAGGAUGUACCACCUGUCAGGCAAUGAGAUAAUAUCAGAGCGCACCAAGCCCAGGAUGCACGAGUUCCAGUCUGAGGUGUUCAUGAUCAUCGGUGGCUGCACGAAGGAUGAGCGGUUUGUGGCGGAGGUAACCUGCCUGGACCCCCUGAGGCGCAGCCGCCUGGAGGUGGCCAAGCUCCCGAUGACGGAGCAUGAGCUGGAGAGUGAGAAUAAGAAGUGGGUGGAGUUUGCAUGCGUGACAUUAAAAAAUGAGGUCUACAUCUCAGGCGGCAAAGAAACACAGCACGAUGUUUGGAAAUAUAACUCUUCAAUCAACAAAUGGAUCCAAAUAGAGUAUUUGAACAUAGGCCGCUGGAGGCAUAAGAUGGUGGUGUUGGGUGGCAAGGUCUAUGUGAUCGGCGGUUUUGAUGGCUUGCAGAGGAUCAACAACGUGGAGACCUACGACCCCUUCCACAAUUGCUGGUCAGAGGCCGCGCCCCUCCUCGUCCACGUCAGUUCCUUCGCGGCCACCAGCCACAAGAAGAAGCUCUACGUGAUCGGGGGAGGGCCCAACGGGAAACUGGCCACGGACAAGACCCAGUGUUACGACCCUUCGGCCAAUAAGUGGAGUUUGAAGUCGCCCAUGCCCGUGGAGGCUAAAUGCAUCAAUGCCGUGAGCUUCCGGGACCGCAUCUAUGUCGUCGGUGGGGCCAUGCGGGCGCUGUACGCCUACAGCCCCCUGGAGGACGCCUGGAGCCUGGUGACCCAGCUCAGCCACGAGCGGGCCAGCUGCGGCAUCGCGCCCUGCAACAACCGGCUCUACAUCACCGGCGGCCGCGACGAGAAGAACGAGGUCAUCGCCACGGUGCUGUGCUGGGACCCCGAGGCGCAGAAACUGACCGAGGAGUGCGUGCUGCCCCGCGGGGUGUCGCACCACGGCAGCGUCACCAUCAGGAAGUCCUACACCCACAUCCGCAGGAUCGUGCCCGGCGCCGUGUCCGUCUGACGGCGGGAGGCGGAGUCACCCAGGGAGCUGGGCGGGGCCUCCCGGAGCCCUCUGCACCCUUCCCUCAGGCCCCGCCCACUCCAGGCAGGGGGCGGGGCUUAGGUCGGACCUCAGGGAAUUACUGUGGCUCCCUCCCCUUGGGGGCUCCUGGGAAGUCACAGCUUUGGGACCCUGGAGAGCGAAACUAGGAAUGUUUGCGGGACCUACCUCAGGCGAGCAGAAGAGCAAUAGGUCACAUUCAGGACACACCUGCCCGGGCCGGGGUCUGGGCCAGAGCCUUUGUAGAUCAAGCCACUGAACCAUCAUACAGACCUGGUGGCUGGUUUUUUAAAAAUCACUUUUACAAGCGAGCAAACCGAGUUCCAGGGAGGCGAAGUGACUUGUCCCAGGUCACUCAAAUUGCAAGUCGCAAAACCAAGCGUCUAAACCCAGGUCUUUCAAUGUCCAAGUCGGUGCCCUUUCUGCCAUACUGGCUCUCUCAGAGCAGGAGACCAGAAACAAAAACAAGGUGCCCCAAACUGACAAGUUUGCAAAAGGAUUCACUAACCAAGGCAGGGAAAUAAGGAUAUUUCUCUUUUCUUUUCCUUUCCUUUUAUUUUCUCCCGCUUCUCCCCGCCCCCCUCCCCUACUGAAACCAGCUGGAAUCCCUGGUGUGGGAGCCUUGGGCUCCUUGUCAGGAGCAUCUCAGAGGCUGUCUCACCUGGCAGGUCUGGGGAGGAGGAUCUGGGAAGGCCUGUUUGCUUUGAAAUAUAUAUAUAUAUAUAUAUAUAUAAAAAUUGUGUUCUGUUCUCCCAUCAAGAGCUUCUAUUUAUUUAUUUUUAUUUUAUUUUUAUGAUCAUAGGAGGCCCAUUUUUGGACUAAUACUGUCAUCACCAGACAGAAUUGUACCUUCAGCAUGGUCCAGUGCCCUGGCCCCUUAAUGUCUAGCUGUUGUAUUGCCAUGGAGAAAGGAGGUUCAUAGAGACUCAAAUCUCUGUUUCAAAAAUAUGUGACUAUCCUAAUAGACUGCUGGCCUCUGCAGGAAUCAGGAAUCACCAGCUCCUCCUCCUCC
Messenger RNA from Pipistrellus kuhlii (Kuhl's pipistrelle), 3057 nucleotides. It is a transcript of the gene KLHL6, whose product is annotated as kelch like family member 6. Lineage: Eukaryota; Metazoa; Chordata; Mammalia; Chiroptera; Vespertilionidae. The record is from RefSeq and is a predicted model, not a curated record. Gene Ontology annotation, biological process: B cell receptor signaling pathway; germinal center formation. Gene Ontology annotation, molecular function: protein binding. Bases 141 to 2006 code for a protein of 621 amino acids. The transcript has 7 exons.